This is a messenger RNA of Myxocyprinus asiaticus (Chinese sucker), 1756 nucleotides long. Its product is annotated as dTDP-D-glucose 4,6-dehydratase-like. Gene Ontology annotation, biological process: nucleotide-sugar metabolic process. The coding region runs from base 335 to 1372 and encodes 345 amino acids. The transcript is spliced from 12 exons. The record is from RefSeq and is a predicted model, not a curated record. Gene Ontology annotation, molecular function: dTDP-glucose 4,6-dehydratase activity. NCBI's taxonomy places the organism in Eukaryota, Metazoa, Chordata, Actinopteri, Cypriniformes, Catostomidae.
GAUGUUUGUGUUUGGGGAGUAAACGAUGCGUCCAAAAAACAUUUAAUUAUUUUAUGAAGGCAAAUAAAUCAUCCGUAUAUGAAUGGAAACACCGAAGCACAGUCUAAAACAGUGAGUGACGUAAUAGACCGUGAUUAACAGUGACGUCAUGCGUUACAUGUAGAGUAUCGAUCAAAACACGCGCGUCAAUUUCGUGAUGAAAGUCCAUUAUUAAAAAGUUAAUUAUGCUGGUUAUACUCGCUGCCACUUCAUCUAUGACCUCGUCAAUACUCUACAGCUUUUUCCAACUGAUGUCCAGUAUUAAUAAAGAGCGUUUUAUUGAUUGACAUGUGAAAUGUUGUGCAUCAGUGAUGAUCAGACUGUACUGGUGACUGGAGGAGCUGGAUUCAUUGGAUCUCAUUUAAUCAAUGCAUUGUCUGUGAGAUACCCACACUGGAGAAUCAUCAAUAUAGAUAAAUUGGAUUACUGCUCUAGUUUGAAGAACCUCAAAUCUGUGGAGGACACCAGCACUUAUAAAUUCAUUCUGGGGGAUGUUUGCAAUCCAUUUUUCAUAAAUCAUCUCUUUUCUACUGAAAACAUCAAUAUUGUGUUUCAUUGUGCUGCUCAAACUCAUGUAGAGAACUCUUUCCUGUGUCCGUCGCAUUUCAUGCGUGUGAAUGCAGAUGGCACUGCAGUGUUGGUCAGAGCGGCGUUUGAGGCGCGAGUCGCUCGAUUCAUCUAUGUGAGCACUGAUGAGGUGUAUGGACACAGUCUGGACCAGCCAUUUGAUGAAAUGAGUCCAAAAAGACCGACCAAUCCAUACUCCACAUCUAAAGCUGCUGCAGAGAACAUUGUGAUGUCUUACUGGAUGAAACACAAGUUUCCUGUCAUCAUAACAAGGAGCAGUAAUGUUUACGGACCACGGCAGUACCAUGAGAAGGUUAUUCCGAAAUUUCUGUCUCUGAUACAACAGGACCAAAAAUGCACUAUUCAAGGCAGCGGUCGGCAGUCACGCCACUUCCUGUAUGUUGAUGAUGUCACAAACGCCUUCCUGACUGUAAUGGAGCAGGGCAUUCUGGGAGAGAUUUACAACAUCGGCACCAGCUUUGAGAUCCCCAUCAUUCAGUUAGCCAAAGAACUAGUGAAAAUGAAAGUGAAGAAUGUUUCGCAUGACGAAGUUGAUGAUUGGAUAGAGUUUGUUGAAGACCGACCCGUGAGUGAGUUGAGAUACCCCAUGACGUCAGAUAAACUGCACAGACUCGGGUGGAGGCCAAAAGUGACGUGGAAGGAGGGAAUCCGACGGACAAUAAAGUGGUAUGAAGAGAAUCCACAGCACUGGCCAUUAAUCGCAGAGAAACACGAACAUUUGACCGCGGCUGUUGACACCGUUUGAUCUGCCAAAGCGAACACUGAACACACCUUCACAUAUAGUCCGACAGAUUCUGAACAUUUUAUGAAGUCUGAAAGUAAAAACGAAAAUUAAUUGUAAUAUUUAAUGUGACUGUUUAAAGUGUUAUUAAAAUAUUUUAUAUUUUGAUUUAUACUGCUGUAUCUCUAAUGCAAGGUUGUACUAUAGCUCUUAACUGAGAGUGUUGUAUUAAUCAGUGAAGUUAAUGUCAUAUGAUGAUUGGUUUAUAGAUGAUUUUAUACUCUAAACAUCAUGAAUGUUUUUCCCUUUGAUUUUCCUCACAUCUUAAUAAAUCCGUGGCACUAAAGAUGACCAAAACAAGUCAAAAUUGAUUUUCAAAAGAUGUACUCCCCCCCCCCCCCCCCCUUU